Pipistrellus nathusii (Nathusius's pipistrelle) is the source of this 1485-nucleotide messenger RNA. The record is from the annotation of a GenBank genome assembly. Lineage: Eukaryota; Metazoa; Chordata; Mammalia; Chiroptera; Vespertilionidae.
AUGCCGGGGCUGGGGCGGAGGGCGCAGUGGCUGUGCUGGUGGUGGGGGCUGCUGUGUAGCUGCUGCGGGCCCCCGGCGCUGGCCACUGGCGGGGGUGCGCUGCUGGGGGCCGGCGGGAGCCCGGGCCACGCGGAGCCGCCGCCGCCGCCCGCCUCCUCCUCGGGCUUCCUCUACCGCCGGCUCAAGACGCAGGAGAAGCGGGAGAUGCAGAAGGAGAUCCUGUCGGUGCUGGGGCUCCCUCACCGGCCCCGGCCCGUGCACGGCCUCCAGCAGCCGCCGCCGCCUGCGCUCCCGCAGCAGCAACCUCGCGGGGAGCCCCCGCCCGGGCGGCUGAAGUCCGCGCCCCUCUUCAUGCUGGACCUGUACAACGCCCUGUCCGACGGUGAGGACGAGGACUGGCCGUCGGGCGCGGAGCGGCGGCAGCCCUGGCCCCGGAGAGGAGCCUACGCGCCCCAGCCCGGGCCGCCGCCCCCGGGCGCAGCGCACCCCGUCCCCCGCAAGAGCCUCCUGGCCCCUGGACUCGGCGGCGGCGCGUCCCCGCUGGCCAGCGCGCAGGACAGCGCCUUCCUCAGCGACGCGGACAUGGUCAUGAGCUUUGUGAACCUGGUGGAGUACGACAAGGAGUUCUCCCCUCGCCAGCGACACCACAAAGAGUUCAAGUUCAACUUAUCCCAGAUUCCUGAGGGUGAGGCGGUGACGGCUGCAGAGUUCCGAAUCUACAAGGACUGUGUUGUGGGGAGUUUUAAAAACCAAACUUUUCUUAUCAGCAUUUACCAAGUCUUGCAGGAGCAUCAGCACAGAGACUCCGACCUCUUCUUGCUGGACACCCGCGUGGUGUGGGCCUCAGAAGAAGGCUGGCUGGAGUUUGACAUCACGGCCACCAGCAAUCUGUGGGUCGUGACCCCACAGCACAACAUGGGGCUUCAGCUGAGCGUGGUGACUCGGGAUGGACUCAGCAUCAACCCCCGAGCUGCGGGCCUGGUGGGCAGAGACGGCCCGUAUGACAAGCAGCCCUUCAUGGUGGCCUUCUUCAAAGUGAGCGAGGUCCACGUGCGCACCACGAGGUCAGCCAGCGGUCGGCGUCGCCAGCAGAGUCGCAACCGCUCCACCCAGGCCCAGGACGUGUCCCGGGCCUCCAGCGCCUCAGAUUACAACAGCAGUGAGCUAAAAACAGCCUGCAGGAAGCAUGAGCUUUAUGUGAGCUUCCAAGACCUGGGAUGGCAGGACUGGAUCAUUGCACCCAAGGGCUAUGCUGCCAAUUACUGUGAUGGAGAAUGCUCCUUCCCACUCAACGCACAUAUGAAUGCAACGAACCAUGCGAUCGUGCAGACACUGGUUCACCUUAUGAAUCCCGAGUACGUCCCUAAACCGUGCUGUGCGCCAACUAAACUAAAUGCCAUCUCGGUUCUUUACUUUGAUGACAACUCCAAUGUUAUCUUGAAGAAAUACAGGAAUAUGGUUGUGAGAGCUUGUGGAUGCCACUAA